This is a messenger RNA of Thunnus maccoyii (southern bluefin tuna), 3079 nucleotides long. RefSeq lists its product as uncharacterized. The transcript is spliced from 5 exons. NCBI's taxonomy places the organism in Eukaryota, Metazoa, Chordata, Actinopteri, Scombriformes, Scombridae. The coding region runs from base 39 to 860 and encodes 273 amino acids. The record is from RefSeq and is a predicted model, not a curated record.
CAGUACGCUCUCUCUCUGUGUGUCGUUUCUCAGUAACAAUGAGACAACAAAUCCUCCACAUUCUACUCAUUCAAGUGAUACUAGUUGAAUCCCUCGAGGGAGCCACUGGCUACCUUGGAGAGAAUGUUACCUUGCCCUCAAAUGGCAACUCAUCAUGGCGUCUCUCCAAAAUCAAGUGGUCAAUAUUCCUAAACAGCACUUGGAUUGCCACGUAUCAGGAUGGGAAGGAAAACACUAAUCGCUUGCCUCGGUAUAAAGGGAGACUCAGUCUCAACGUCUCCACAGGUGAUUUGACAAUCCAUAAUUUGACCGAAGAUGAUGCCAUGGAAUACACUGUAGACCUCAUCAACACUGAGAAAAAGAGCAUAGUAAACAAGAUCAAGCUCGAGGUGACACAACACCUCCAGAAACCAACCAUAAAGACACUCUUCAAUUCAUCUGCAGAGGAAGGCUGUUGGAUCGGCUUGCAUUGUAUAUCUGCUAGUGAAGAUGUUGUCUUCUCCUGGCAUGUUAACUCUUCCAACGUGACUAUCUUCAAUAUGAGUCAUCCUCAAGUCAAACCUGGACUUCAUUCAACAUUUUUCUACAAGAAGCAGAUCCCUGUCCAAAUCACCUGCAUCUCCAGCAGGAAUAAGGAGAACACCUCAAGGGUUGUCACUCCAGAGUGUAAUGAUGGAAAACCACAAACUCAACACCAGGUUCAAUGCAGGUUGAGAUGUGGUCUUUGUGUUUUCUUGGGAAUUUUCUUGGGAGUUGUAGCAGUUGUAAUAAUAUACCUUUGCAAAGGUGAGAGGAAAACAUCAUUCUUUUUAGGAAAAUUCUCUCGUUUGCCUUCCCUUUUCCAAAGGAAUCUCAGCUGAGCUAACGCAAAGAAACUUCAGCAUAAAGAGGGUCUCCACCUUCAUAUUAAGUAUAACAGGGCACCAGAACAGAACUGUAAAUGUAAAUGUUUUACAUUUUAUUUUGUUUUAUUAGUCUAUUUGUCUGUGUGUUGUCAUGGAUGGUUGUUGUUCUUGUUUUAUCACUAUAAGCACUGAUUUUAAAAUGUAACGUGUACAAUACAUCAGACACUGCUUCUGCAACUGUCAAUAUUCUCUAGUAAACAAACAAACAAACAGCCCUGAGAAUGUGAAUUUUGUGCCAUGUUGCAUCUUAAAUUCCAAAAUGUCCACCCAACUAAUCUGGAGGCAGGCAAGGAUAUUUUGGUCAUAAUAAGUUACGGAGCCUUGGAGGGGUCAUGGAAAAAAGAAAAAAAACACCUAAUCAGUGCUCUCGAUUUUCCCGUUCUGCACACCAUAUUCUGUCAAAAGUUCCCAAAACAAAUAUCGUAUUUGGUCGGUCGUCAUUCUGGUCUGCUGCAGCCAUAGACUGGAACAUCAGCUUUUAAGGACUCUAUUAUGUAUAUUACAUGCUGCUGUUUCCCGAGCCACUAAUAUUCCAUAACCUCUGUCUAUCUGCUAUUUACUGUUGUCCCAUGCAUAUUCUUGCUCUCUUGCUGCUGUUUUGCUUUGCAUGUUUGUCGUACUGUUACUCUUGUUCUAUUGUUGUAUUGCCUCAUGCCGUUGUCUGCUAACUACCUGCCCGAUGCAUGUGUGCUAGACUGCAUAUAAUUAAUGUAAUUCUUGUUGUCACAUGUAAUGCUCGUUGUGAUUGUAUGCAAGUAGUGAGUGUGUUGGAAAUGUUUGAAUGUGUACUGCUGUUUUGUUUUUUUUUUAACUUUUCACUUCUUUUUAGUCCCUACCCUCAAGAGGCUUUGCCUUUUGCCAGGCUGCCAUUGUAAAUAAGAAUUUCUUCUUAAUGAUUUGCCUGGUUAAAUAAAGAUUAAAUAGAAAUAAAUAAAAAUAAAAUGUAAUAAUUUGUACUCCCAGUUUUAUAAUUUGUGCUCUUGUUUAAGGGGUCUCAGAUAAUAUAGUGUUGUGCUUACAAGCCAAAACCCAAAGUAUAUCCAUGAUCAAAAUAAAAUUGAGAGCACGAAUUAUCAAAUCAAGAACACAAAUUAGUUAUUUUUUUCUCCCUGGCCCCUCCCAGGCUCUGUAAUAAGUUGUAGGAUUAUAGGAAAUAACAUUUUGGGGGUGCCAUACCAAAAUUUGAGUGGGGACUCUUUAACAAAUUUUGGCAUUAUAAUAAAUAACAAAUAUUGUAGUAGUUAUAUUAAUUUUUGAGAUCUGGGAGCAAGAUUUUUUUUCAAAAAAAAUAGAAGCUAUAAUGUAUAACAAAUUUUGGAACUUCACAAUACUAAAGUUUGAGAACCGCAAGAAAGAAAAAAAUGUUCCACUUGAAUACUUUAUAUUCAGGUAUAGAUGUACUGUAUACUCAAUUUGACGUGAGGCAUUUCUCUGACUGCUGAUGUCAUGAGAACAAAGGGUCAUGGGCCGAGAAAAUUCUAAACUCUGGGUUGUGGUUUCUCUUGAUUUCCAUGCAACACUUUCUUUUUUCAGUCAUAGUUACUGUCAUAACCCCUCCUGUUUUCACACUCAGCUCUAACCCACAAAUUAACCCACUAAGAUACUAAACAUCACAAACUUUAAGACUUUCUGAUUCACUCUUAGAAGAUUUUGAUUUCUUGCUUUUUAACUCAUAUUAGCUCAUAAGUUUGAGUUUACAGUGUUCACAACAUAUUGUAAAAAAAAAUAUGUUUAAAUAUGUAAAAUAUAUACAUGCUUGUGUAGUGAAUACUACUGCAUGUUGACACUGCAUUGUUUCUUGUAAUUACAGAUAAGAUCAAAACUGUAUGGGAUUACCUCUGCGGUAUGUAAUAGCCAUUUUGAGACUGAAAUGGUCACUUUAACAACUUAUUCUAACAAGUCCUCCAAUACGACCAAAUACGUUGUUUGUCUAUGCACACCAGAAUGACAUAUAGGAGUGUUUUCUAAUCUGGCGCCCCAAUAGGCAGUAAUCGGCAGAACAACAUCAUUUGCUGUGCUUUUCAAAACUGUUACAAAUGACUCUUAAUAAAUAUGGCCUCCAUCCACUCUACCUCCUUUGAAUGAGGAAAAUUGUCGACAUAGACGUCAUCUGAAUUGUGUCAUUGCUCCGGGUCAUAAUUACUAUGGCCACUAAAUGGCAUCUGUCACUCAAA